CUUAUUGUAUUACCUCGUGCAUUAUAUCUUUAAACAAAUAUUUGUAAAAGUACAAAAAAUAAAUCGAAUAAGACUAAUAAGAGAAUUUUAAAAAAUAUAAUGAUAUAUCAUGACAAAAUAGGUUAAGCAUUAGUUUAUAAAAUAUGUUCUCAUAUAUGUUUUGUUAAAUAUUUAUCAUCAAGUUGUUAUUGGCAUUCGUGACUGGACAGUUGUGACGUCUCCUGUGAUCUGCCAACAAUAACUAUCAGAAUUUGAAUUGCUCGCAAACACCAACUUCCAACAAAACAACCACAACAUCGUCAAAAUACUGUCAACAACGUCAAACGUCACAAACGUCAUCAUAAAUAAUUGUAGGGAAGUUACCUGGAGGAACAUUUCUAUGCAUGUGAAUGGAUUACAUAGACAAAUACGACAUCGAGUUAGACAAGGAGCACUACAGAGCUGGCGAGAUUAUCAACGGAAGAGUAGCCCUGGAAACCAAUGAAAGCAUCAAAGUCACGUGCAUCCAAGUGCACUUACGCGGUCGAGCGCACGUAGAAUGGAGGGUAACGAGAUGUGGGGAAAGAAGAACUGUCAAGGGAGAUCAGUCGUUCAUUGAUGAGAAAGUCGUUGUCUGGGGUAGCCAAGAUUUAAGUCCAGAAGAAUGCACCCCAACUCUUCUGCCUAAAGGUAAUCACAGAUUGCCAUUUAAAUUUCAGUUACCCAAGAUUUCACUGCCUUGUUCUUUUGAAAGCAGAAUUGGUACAAUAAGAUAUUAUUUAAGAGUGGUCAUCGACACACCAUACGCUUCGCCUCCGCAAGGUCUCAAAUACUUUAACGUGAUUGGUCCAUCGAUUGAUUGUUUGGAUGACCAGUACACGACUCCAUUGUACAGAUCUCGACACCUGCAGACAAAUUUCUUCCAAUGUUGUAAAGCAGGCAGCAUAAGCAUCGAAGCCUGCCUGGAAAAACGAGCCUAUUGCUGCCAUGAGAAAAUAAAAUUGAUGUGCGAAAUUCAGAACGAAAGUGAUAACGAACUCAUUUUUUAUUGCCAGCUUAUUCAGGUCGUGCAGUUCCGUAUUAAUCGUUCCGAAAUAGCGAUAACAAAAGAAAUUCGGCACUGCAUAUUGGAACAUUCCAAUCAGUUGAUCAGUAGACGAACGUACGCCAGCUUGAGUGAGCUGUCUGAAGGCUUACAGCUGCCGGUUGUCCCACCAACGCUCACGAAUGUUUGCAAAGUGACAGAAAUUAACUACAUUCUCAAAAUGGGACUGUGUGGGGACAGGUUGAGCGAAGAGAUGACAGUUGAACUGCCGAUCAUUAUUACGUCCGAGCCUUCGUCACAUCGAACAAUCAACAACGACAUUCCUGUGUUAGACUACAAGCCGGCGGAUAACCACGUCGAGGGAGGGAUCUAUGUGAGUCCAGAAUUUUUACUGGGCCAAGUUUACGAUGGCGAGCACGAGGAAAGACAGACAGGCGAGACAAAAGAUUCAAUCAUUCUCUUCAGACCCAGCUACGUUUGCAUCGUCAAAUCGUCGUUGUCGUUGACUGAGGACGAACAAUCCGUAAAAACAUGAAAUUCAAUUUAAACGCUGACUUCAUAGCCUCACCAUCUCAAAUGAUUAAAAGAAUAAAAUAGGAAAACCAGAGAGAAACACGUUGACUGUAACGGCAAGACUUUUGUACCGUUGAGAAUAAAGUUUAGGAUAUCGCGUAAAACUUUCCAUGUGAUUUUUAUACAAGCCAUUGCUUAUCGCGCCCGCCAGACCAAUAAAUUAAGAACAUCUGUUUUUAGUGAACAACAUUUUUAUGUUUCUAUGUAUUUGAUUCAUGAACUGAUCGAAAUUGAUAAAUUACAUUUGAAUCAUGAUGUGGCUUUCCGUAAUUAUUUUCAACUUACGUCUGUCUAGUGCAAAGUGCUUUAACGUGUAUUCGUUUGUUAUUUUUGUUGAUUUGUCAGUUAGCUCAUAUUUAUUGCUCUAGCCUUUAUAUCAGAUCAUAAUAUUUUGACAACCUGGUGACAAAUAAUUUACUGUUUCUGAUCACAUUAAACACUUGGUCACAAGUUGUAUCAGCUGUUAAUUCGAGUAAUAAAUUAUACACGUUCUCAUCUAUAGGUACAUCCUAGAACCUACCAACACUAUGAACCUUAAAAAAGCUUUUGUUUAGUCUCUGAUAAAUUUUUAAAAGUUUUGCGCGGUGGGGAUAACAAAUCUGCUUACAAGUUUGUAACGUGUACGUUAAAUUAUAUGUUGUAAACUGAAAAUAAAGCUGUAACGUGUUGUAGUUAAUAAUGGUCUUUGCCACAAGAUUUGAAACUUCACCAGAUUCGGCAUCAUUUUUGUAGUACAUAAACUUAGUAUUUUUAAGCUGUUUUGAACUGUUUAACAAGUAAAUACUUUAACAUUGAAUAAAAUUUUGAUUUGGAACAGAUAAUUGAUGGGAUAAAUUUAAACAAUA
This is a messenger RNA of Helobdella robusta, 2442 nucleotides long. RefSeq lists its product as hypothetical. NCBI's taxonomy places the organism in Eukaryota, Metazoa, Annelida, Clitellata, Rhynchobdellida, Glossiphoniidae. The record is from RefSeq and is a predicted model, not a curated record. Bases 390 to 1559 code for a protein of 389 amino acids. Gene Ontology annotation, biological process: protein transport. The transcript is spliced from 8 exons. Gene Ontology annotation, cellular component: cytoplasm.